AGUGAUGGAAUCCCUCCGCUGACGUAUCACCCCCCUCUCCUCGUUGAGAUCUCGUGUGUUCCUCCGCGACCCCCGCCAUUUUCCUGGGGCCUGAACUUUAAUGAUGAAAAGUUUAAUGAACGCAUCGCCAGAGCAUUAGGGAGAACGCGAGGUGCCCGUACCCGACGGAUUGCCGGAGCACGCACUAAUCCUGCGAUGGCGUUGGACCUUGGCAAAAGAUUGUUAGAAGCUGCUCGCAAUGGAGAAGAUGAACAAGUGCGAUUACUAAUGCAAAAUGGAGCACCGUUUACUACUGACUGGCUUGGAACGUCUCCCCUCCACAUGGCGGCACAAUGUGGCCACUACUCCACUGUGAAAGUUCUUCUCCAGGCGGGUAUCAGCAGAGAUGCCCGGACCAAAGUUGACAGGACACCUCUACACAUGGCAGCAUCAGACGGCCACCUACAUAUUGUUGACUUGCUUGUCAAGAAUGGUGCCAAUGUCAAUGCCAAGGACAUGCUGGAAAUGACGGCUUUGCACUGGGCUACAGAGCACAGUCACAAGGAUGUGGUAGAGCUGCUGCUGAAAAAUGGAGCAGACGUCAAUGCAUUCAGCAAGUUUGGUAAAACCGCUUUCGAUAUCGCCCUGGACCAAAACAAUCCUGAGCUGCUGAUUACUAUACAGGAAGCAAUGCAAGGAGAUGUUCAUCUGCAAUCUAUGAGAUCGAAUUCAGUCACUGUGUCUUCACCACAGCUUAUACUAACAUCUGGGGAUCUGACAAGCCUAUCAAAUUUUGUGUCCACUCCAAGUGUGAAAACCACCACUGCAAACAUUAAUGGCAAUAAUAUCCAGUUCACCAAUUCCAAUUCUGUCCUGGCAACAUUUGCAGCAAUAGCAGAAGCUUCCACUCCUCUCUCAGGAUCUGACAACACCCAGUGCCACAGCGCUGAAAUGGUGUCUUUGGAUUCCCUGAGUUCAUCAGUUCAGCAGAUGGUAGAAGAUCAAGGACAACGAGUUAUUACUAUUGUAACUGAUGGCGGCAUACCAAUGGGUACACUUCAGGAAGCGUAUUCCGCUGAUCACAUCCGCCAUCAACUCUUUGUGACCAUUGAAAAUGGACAACAAGUUAUAGGCAUGCGGGAAGAACAAUUUGUAGAAGAGACUGUGACAGAGGCUGAGCAGCCCCCUGCUAAAAAGUGCCGCCUUCAGCCAAUUAGUGAAGUAACUGCAGAGAAUGAGGCCAAUGACCACGACCAAACCAGACAGUCACUGCAGCAACAAUUGCAUGAAGCCACCUGCAGAGCCCAAGAAUACCGGCAGCAACUUAUGGAGAAGGAGCAAGAAGUUGAGGGUUAUCGGGUCAAACUUGAGGACCUAGUAAGGCAUCAUGUGAACGGAAAUAGUUUUACAUUGGUGGAGGAGGAAGGAACUGUUAUCAUCUCAAGUGAGGAACUUGAAGGGACUGAAAUCACUGAAAUAGAAACUGUGGAGCAUCAAUGCGACAUUCCCUUGGAGAGUGCAACAGUGUGACUGAAAGACAACGUCAUACAGUAGCCUAACGAGCUACCCGCUGAUUUUAACGAGAGUGGGAGUAAUAGCUGUGUGCUAACUGGAAGGCCAUAAAACUGCAGGGAUCCAUUUUAUAUUGAGUUUAUAGAGUCGUAACAUUUUACAGCAGAAGACUUAUCAAUAAAUUCUGACCUAUCCCAGUGUACAGACCAGUGAUAGGUAGCUGUUUGGUGCUGCAGUUGUUGUGCGCACUGUGUUUUUUUAAUAUACUCAGCCAGCCAAAAAGAGCCAACGGUUUGCCAUCGCUGCUGUGAGCUUACACUGCUAUAUAUUCCGUCUCUUGUUGGCAAAUUUGAAGAGGUAUUUUUUUGGUUUCUCAGGGUUUAAAUUCUAUUUUGCCUUUUUUAAAAUUUAAAUCCUUAUGCAAUUUUUGUAAUUUCUUUUUUUUUUUCCUUUUCUUUUUUUGUCCAAUCGGGAACAAAUUGAAUAUUGUGAAAUAACGUUACAAGCCCAUUUGGCAUGGUUGGUUUCAUGCAGUCAUAUAUUUCUGGCCCAAAUUAAGUAUUUAAUACUUUUCUGUAUCAACCAGUCACAUUAAGUAAUUUGCAGUAUGUAGAACAUGAGAAAAUAUUGGGAGAAAUCAGAAUAUGUAAAUGUGCUCAAAGGAGUGACCAGUGCUUUGCAUUAGCUGCACUGUGCUCAGGGAGUUUGACCUAAUUCCAGAUUUUGCAGGAAGUGUCCCUGCCCCCUCUUUAAUUCAUUGAUUGCUGCUCUAUGUGGCUUUGCAGAUGUUCAGAUGAAAGUUUUUGUUUCUGUUUCUCUCUCAUGUGAAUGUGCAUAUACAUCUC
Pelobates fuscus (common spadefoot toad) is the source of this 2336-nucleotide messenger RNA. It is a transcript of the gene GABPB2, whose product is annotated as GA binding protein transcription factor subunit beta 2. Gene Ontology annotation, biological process: positive regulation of transcription by RNA polymerase II. Bases 196 to 1509 code for a protein of 437 amino acids. The transcript is spliced from 9 exons. Gene Ontology annotation, cellular component: nucleus. Lineage: Eukaryota; Metazoa; Chordata; Amphibia; Anura; Pelobatidae. The record is from RefSeq and is a predicted model, not a curated record. Gene Ontology annotation, molecular function: protein binding; transcription cis-regulatory region binding.